Ziziphus jujuba (common jujube) is the source of this 6331-nucleotide messenger RNA. Its product is annotated as callose synthase 10. Bases 334 to 6060 code for a protein of 1908 amino acids. The transcript is spliced from 51 exons. The record is from RefSeq and is a predicted model, not a curated record. Gene Ontology annotation, molecular function: 1,3-beta-D-glucan synthase activity. Gene Ontology annotation, cellular component: 1,3-beta-D-glucan synthase complex; plasma membrane. Gene Ontology annotation, biological process: (1->3)-beta-D-glucan biosynthetic process. Lineage: Eukaryota; Viridiplantae; Streptophyta; Magnoliopsida; Rosales; Rhamnaceae.
CCUCCCUCAGCCAUCAACAAAUGGAGCUUCCUUAAAGGGCAAAUUCGGAAUUUAAUAAUAUCAUCCAUUUUCUUCAUCUUCUUCCUUUUUUCCCGCGAUCUCUUUAUUAUUUCUUUCAUUUUAUUUUUUUUAUUUUUUUUAUUUUUUUUGGAUCCUUUCAAUCUUAAACCUCUCUAUUUGAACUCAAUAGCUAGCGAUCCAACUCAGCCAUACCUGAGUCGGAUCAUCUAACUCGGUCAGUUUCACGGUUUUGCUUACAUUUUUGUUAUCAUCGUCGUCGUCUAUAUCUAGGGUUUUCAAGUUUCUGGUUUCGUCUGAUUAGGCUUCCUAGCCAUGGCUGGGGUUUACGCUAAUUGGGAGAGGCUGGUUCGAGCCACGUUGAAGAGAGAGCAGCUCAGAACUGCUGUACAUGGCCAUGGGAGAACUACGAGUGGGAUUGCUGAUGCUGUUCCUCCGUCGCUUGGGAAAACUACUAACAUCGAAGCGAUCUUACAGGCUGCUGAUGAGAUUCAAGAUGUGGAUCCCAACGUCGCAAGGAUUUUGUGUGAGCAGGCAUAUAGCAUGGCGCAGAAUCUGGAUCCAAACAGUGAUGGUAGAGGGGUUCUUCAGUUUAAGACUGGUUUGAUGUCUGUAAUUAAGCAAAAACUUGCAAGAAGGGAGGGAGCUCGAAUAGAUCGUAAUCGUGAUAUUGAGCACCUGUGGGAAUUUUACCAACGCUACAAGAGAAGACAUAGAGUGGAAGAUAUGCUGAGAGAAGAACAGAGAUUGAGGGAGUCUGGAACUUUUAGUGCUAACUUUGGAGAGUUGGAACUCAGAUCUUUAGAAAUGAAAAAAAUAGUCGCUACCUUAAGGGCUUUAGUCGAAGUCAUGGAGGCACUUAGCAAAGAUGCAGAUCCUGAUGGAGUUGGAAGGCUUAUCACAGAGGAGUUGCGAAGAAUAAAAAGUACCGAUGCUACGUUAUCUGGGGAGCUCACACCCUACAAUAUUGUCCCGCUGGAAGGAACAUCUUUGACCAAUGCAAUUGGAGUUUUUCCAGAAGUUAGAGGUGCAAUAUCUGCUAUCAGAUGUACUGAACACUUCCCAGGACUUCCUGCUGAUUUUGAAGUAACUGGACAGCGUGAUGCAGACAUGUUUGACCUUUUGGAAUAUGUCUUUGGGUUUCAGAAAGACAACAUAAGAAACCAGAGAGAAAAUGUUGUUCUUACAGUAGCAAAUGCACAAUCUCAACUUGGCAUACCUGUUGACGCUGAUCCAAAAAUUGAUGAGAAAGCAAUCAAUUGGGUAUUUUUAAAGGUGCUAGCCAAUUAUAUCAAAUGGUGCAAAUACUUGCGCAUACGAGUUGUAUGGAAUAGUUUGGAAGCAAUUAAUAGAGACAGGAAGCUUUUUCUGGUUUCAUUGUACUUUUUGAUAUGGGGCGAAGCUGCAAAUGUUCGUUUUCUUCCUGAAUGCAUAUGCUAUAUAUUCCACCAUAUGGCAAAAGAGUUGGAUGCAAUAUUGGAUCAUGGAGAAGCUAAUCUUGCUGCCAGCUGCAAAACUGAAAGUGGUUCUGUGUCCUACCUUGAGAAAAUCAUUUGUCCUAUAUAUGAGACAAUGGUAAAGGAAGCAGAGAGAAACAAUAAUGGAAAAGCUGCACAUUCAGCAUGGCGGAAUUAUGAUGACUUCAACGAAUAUUUUUGGUCACCUGCUUGCUUUGAGUUAAGCUGGCCAAUGAGAAUGGAUUCACCAUUUUUGCUGAAGCCGCGGCCUAAGAAAGGGAAAAGGACUGGAAAAAGCACUUUUGUUGAGCAUCGAACAUAUUUUCACUUGUAUCGAAGUUUUCAUCGGUUGUGGAUCUUUUUGGCCAUAAUGUUCCAGAUUUUGACGAUUAUAGCCUUCAACAAGGGACGCAUUAAUUUGGAUACUUUUAAGAUUGUACUUAGCAUUGGGCCAACAUUUGCUAUCAUGAACUUCGUAGAGAGUUGUUUGGAUGUUGUGCUCAUGUUUGGGGCUUACACUACAGCAAGAGGCAUGGCUAUCUCAAGACUUGUAAUUAGGUUUUUGUGGUUUGGUUUGAGCUCUGUAUGUGUAACAUAUCUUUACUUGAAGGUUUUGGACGAAAGAAAUGACCGUAACUCUGAUAAUUCAUUCUACUUCCGGAUAUAUAUUCUUGUAUUGGGUGUUUAUGCAGCAUUACGGCUAUCCCUGGCCCUAUUGCUAAAAGUUCCAGCAUGCCAUUCCCUCUCUGAAAUGUCCAAUCAAUCAUUCUUCCAGUUUUUCAAGUGGAUUUAUCAGGAGCGUUACUAUGUUGGACGUGGUCUUUUUGAGAGGAUAAAUGAUUACUGCAGAUAUGUGCUCUUUUGGUUGGUAAUCUUCAUAUGCAAGUUCCUUUUUGCUUACUUUCUCCAGAUUAAACCUCUUGUUGAACCCACCAAUAUCAUUGCGGACCUUCCAUCUGUGAAGUACUCAUGGCACGAUUUAAUAUCUAAGAAUAACAAUAAUUUCUUGACAAUAGCAAGCUUGUGGGCUCCUGUUUUGGCUAUCUAUCUCAUGGAUAUCCACAUAUUUUACACUCUCCUGUCAGCCAUUAUUGGUGGUGUAAUGGGUGCCCGAGCUCGGUUGGGUGAGAUACGUUCAAUUGAAAUGGUUCAUAAACGUUUUGAAAGUUUCCCAGAAGCCUUCGUAAAGAAUCUUGUCUCUCCUCAAACAAAAAGGUUGCCGUUUAACAGACAAAAUCCACAGGAUUCGCAAAAUAUGAACAAGACUUAUGCUGCCAUGUUUUCUCCAUUUUGGAAUGAGAUAAUUAAAAGUUUGCGGGAGGAAGAUUAUAUCAGUAAUAGGGAGAUGGAUUUACUUUCUAUUCCUAGCAACACAGGAAGUCUUAAAUUAGUACAAUGGCCUUUGUUUCUUCUGACUAGUAAGAUCUUGUUGGCGAUGGAUUUGGCUGUGGACUGUAAAGAUAGACAACUAGAUCUUUGGAAUAGAAUAGGCAGGGAUGAAUACAUGGCAUAUGCCGUUCAGGAAUGCUACUACAGUAUAGAAAAGAUAUUACAUUCCCUUGUUGAUGGUGAAGGCAGACUUUGGGUUGAAAGAAUCUACCGGGAGAUCGACAACAGUAUAGAGCAGGGUUCACUUGUCGUAACCUUAAACCUUAAGAAGCUUCCAUUAGUUGUGUCAAGAUUUACAGCUUUAACUGGGCUCCUGAUUUGGAAUGAAACUCCUGAACGUGCGAAAGGUGCUGCACAAGCUGUGUUUGAGCUCUAUGAAGUUGUGACACAUGACUUGCUGUCACCUGAUUUAAGGGAGCAACUUGAUACAUGGAACAUUUUAGCAAGAGCCAGAAAUGAAGGGCGUCUAUUUUCUAAGAUAGAAUGGCCCAAAGAUCCAGAAAUUAAAGAGCUAGUGAAGCGGUUACAUCUUCUGCUUACCGUGAAGGAUUCAGCUGCUAAUGUUCCAAAGAAUCUUGAAGCAAGAAGAAGAUUAGAGUUUUUUGCUAAUUCAUUAUUUAUGGACAUGCCUUCAGCAAAGCCAGUCAGUGAGAUGAUGCCUUUUUGCGUGUUCACCCCUUACUAUAGUGAGACUGUACUUUAUAGCUCCUCUGAAUUGCAAAAAGAAAAUGAGGAUGGAAUAUCAACUCUUUUCUAUCUUCAGAAAAUUUUUCCGGAUGAAUGGGAGAAUUUUUUGGAAAGAAUUGGUCGAGGUGAUUCUACUGGGGAUGCGGAGCUGCAGGAAAAUUCAAGUGAUUCUUUGGAGCUUCGAUUUUGGGUAUCUUAUAGAGGGCAGACUCUGGCUAGGACUGUGCGUGGUAUGAUGUAUUAUAGAAGGGCUUUAAUGUUACAGAGCUAUAUGGAAAGGAGAUCACUGGGAGUGGAUGAUUAUUCUCAAGCCAGCAUCCCUACAAGUCAAGGUUUUGAGUUAUCACGUGAAGCUCGAGCUCAAGCAGAUUUAAAGUUUACUUAUGUGGUGUCAUGCCAAAUUUAUGGGCAACAAAAGAAAGAUAAAAAGCCAGAGGCCGCUGAUAUAGCCCUUUUGUUGCAGAGGAAUGAGUCACUUCGAGUAGCUUUUAUACAUGUGGAGGAGAGUGGUUCAGCUGAUGGAAAGGUCUCUAGGGAAUAUUAUUCAAAGCUUGUUAAGGCUGAUAUAAAUGGAAAAGAUCAGGAGAUUUAUUCCAUCAAACUUCCUGGUGAUCCAAAGCUUGGUGAAGGGAAGCCUGAAAACCAAAACCAUGCCAUAGUCUUCACUCGUGGUGAAGCUGUUCAGACUAUUGACAUGAAUCAGGAUAAUUAUCUCGAGGAGGCAAUGAAAAUGAGGAAUCUUCUUGAGGAGUUCCACGGAAAUCAUGGCCUUAGGCCACCAACUAUUCUUGGUGUUAGAGAGCAUGUCUUUACAGGAAGUGUCUCUUCAUUAGCAUGGUUUAUGUCCAAUCAAGAAACCAGCUUUGUUACCUUGGGCCAACGUGUAUUGGCAAACCCUCUCAAAGUCCGCAUGCACUAUGGACAUCCUGAUGUGUUUGACCGAAUAUUCCAUAUCACUCGUGGUGGCAUUAGCAAGGCAUCAAGGGUUAUUAAUAUUAGUGAAGAUAUAUAUGCAGGGUUCAACUCCACAUUGAGGCAGGGCAACAUUACACACCAUGAAUACGUUCAGGUUGGAAAAGGAAGGGAUGUUGGCCUAAACCAGAUUGCCUUGUUUGAAGGGAAAGUUGCAGGUGGUAAUGGUGAGCAAGUCCUUAGCAGGGAUGUAUACAGACUUGGACAGCUUUUUGAUUUCUUUAGAAUGUGUUCUUUCUUCUUCACGACCGUUGGUUACUAUGUCUGCACUAUGAUGACAGUCCUUACAGUGUAUGUAUUCUUAUAUGGAAGGGUUUACCUGGCUUUCUCUGGACUUGAUCAGCAAAUUUCAGAAACAGCAGAAGUGGAGGGUAAUGCAGCACUUGAUGCAGUUCUAAAUGCACAAUUCUUGGUGCAGAUUGGAGUUUUUACUGCUGUACCAAUGGUCAUGGGUUUUAUUCUGGAAUUAGGAUUGUUGAAGGCUGUUUUUGGCUUUAUUACAAUGCAGCUUCAAUUGUGUUCUGUCUUCUUCACUUUCUCACUUGGAACCAGAACUCAUUACUUUGGACGUACCAUUCUCCAUGGAGGGGCAAAAUAUCGUGCAACUGGUAGAGGUUUUGUUGUCCGUCACAUAAAGUUUGCUGAGAAUUACAGGCUUUACUCGAGGAGUCAUUUUGUCAAGGCACUGGAAGUCGCUCUGCUUCUCAUAGUAUACAUUGCAUAUGGGUACACGUCUGAUGGUCCUGGUUCAUUUGUUUUGCUGACCUUGAGCAGUUGGUUUCUAGUCCUCUCCUGGCUUUUUGCUCCUUAUAUCUUUAAUCCUUCUGGUUUUGAAUGGCAAAAGACAGUAGAUGAUUUUGAUGAUUGGACAAGUUGGCUUCUUUACAAAGGUGGAGUAGGGGUGAAGGGAGAUGAUAGCUGGGAAUCAUGGUGGCUCGAAGAGCAGAUGCACAUCCAAACAUUCAGAGGUCGAAUAUUAGAAACUAUUUUGACUUUGAGGUUCUUUGUAUUUCAAUAUGGCAUUGUGUAUAAGCUCCAUCUCACCGGGAAUGAUACAUCACUUGCGAUUUAUGGCUUCUCCUGGGCUGUAUUGAUAGCCAUUGUCCUGGUGUUCAAGAUUUUCACCUACAGUUCUAAAAAGUCAUCCAACUUCCAGCUUGUGAUUCGAUUUACACAGGGUGUUUCAUCCUUGGGACUUCUUGCUGCAAUUGUUCUUGUUAUCGUGUUCACCAAUCUUUCAAUUCCGGACUUAUUUGCCUGCAUCCUUGCGUUUAUUCCUACUGGAUGGGCCAUAUUAUGUUUGGCAAUCACCUGGAAGAACAUCGUCCGGAGUCUUGGCAUGUGGGACUCAGUUCGGGAGUUUGCCAGGAUGUAUGAUGCUGGAAUGGGUAUACUUAUUUUCACUCCAGUAGCAGUGUUGUCAUGGUUCCCAUUUGUCUCCACCUUUCAGUCUCGGCUUCUGUUUAACCAAGCGUUUAGCCGUGGGCUGGAAAUUUCACUCAUUCUCGCUGGAAAUAAAGCAAAUGUUGAGAUCUAACCGGUUAAUUUUUCCUUCAAAAUGUUGGUCCUGCUCGGAUUUGUUUGUGAUUGUAUAUAGAUUGAUCUUCUAUGUACAAUAUUCUUUCAUUUCUGAAAUGGCUGAGGAUCUAUCGUCGUUGUAGCUGUAUAAAGAGUUGUAAAAAUGGUAGCUUUGAUAGGAAUUUCUCGGUUAUUUUCCGUACAAAAAUUGGUGUUUGAAGAGAGGAUCUUUGUAAUGUAAGAUUUUCAAACUAACCGCUAGAUGGCUUCGGUUUUCUAUUUAUCUGUUA